AUGAAACAUCACCAGGACAAGAAGAAUGUGAUUGCCAAAUGCAUGUUCUUUAUAAUGAUUAUAUGCAAGGUGAAUUGUAGCCCUCCAGAGGAUCCUAUAAAGUGUACACUCAAUAACUCUAAUUGUACCAUUACAAAUACUUAUGGUGCAUUCCCAGAUAGAAGCCUAUGUCGUGCAGCAAAGGUUGUCUACCCCAAGACAGAAGAAGAGCUUAUCUCAGCUGUGGCAAAUGCAACUAUGACCAAUACAAGAAUGAAAGUCGCAACCCGUAGCUCACAUAGUAUUCCUAAGCUUGUGUGUCCUGAAGGCGAUAAUGGACUUCUGAUAAGCACCAAGUACCUUAAUCGAACAUUAGACGUUAAUGUCUCAAGCAUGACGAUGACUGUGGAGAGUGGGAUGACACUCAGGCAGCUGAUCAAUGACGCUGCAAAGGCGAAACUGGCUCUGCCUUAUGCACCAUAUUGGUGGGGACUGACCAUCGGUGGAAUGAUGGGAACGGGUGCACAUGGUAGCUCUUUAUGGGGUUUGGGGAGUCAAGUUCAUGACUAUGUAAUUCGACUUCGGAUUGUGACUCCAGCUACAGCUGAAGAGGGUUAUGCAAAGGUCCGGACACUUGAAAUUGGCAACCCUGAGCUUGAUGCAGCUAAAGUGUCCCUUGGAGUUCUUGGAGUUAUUUCACAGGUGACGUUGAAACUGCAACCGCUUUUCAAACGCUCUGUCACGUACAUAACAAAGAACGAUUCGGAUUUUGGGGAUGAAGCGGUCAUCUUUGGGAGACAGCACGAAUAUGCAGACUUCACGUGGUAUCCGAGUCAAAAACAAGUUGUGUACCGAAUUGAUGAUAGAGUUCCCUCCAACACUUCGGGGAACGGUCUCCUUGAUUUUCCAGGUUUUCGCUCUACGGCUUCAGUACUUCUAUCAGGUUUAAGAACUACAGAGGAAACUGAAGAAUUACUGGGUGAUGCUGAUGGAAAAUGCAGAAACGGGAAAUGGACUACAUCCAUUUUGAAAACCAUGGCCUAUGGCUUGACAAAUGAUGGGAUUUUGUUUACGGGGUUUCCCGUAGUGGGAUAUCACAAUCGACUCCAAGCAUCGGGGACCUGCUUGGACAGUUUGGAGGAUUUAACAAUCACAGCUUGCCCGUGGGAUCAUCGUGUCAAAAGUCUAUUUUUUCACCAAACUACGUUUAGCAUUUCCUUGUCCCAAGUCAAAAAUUUCAUCGAAGAUGUGCAGAAACUUGUAGCCCUCGAACCUAAAUCCACGUGUGGACUGGAUCUAUACAAUGGAAUACUAAUGAGAUACAUUACGGCUUCGACUGCAUACCUGGGGAUACAAGAAAAUGCACUAGAUUUUGACAUCACAUACUACAGAAGCAAGGACCCAACGAACCCUAGACUAUAUGAAGACAUUUUGGAAGAAAUAGAGCAGAUUGCAAUGUUCAAGUAUGGUGCAUUGCCACACUGGGGAAAGAACAGGAAUGUGGCAUUUGAUGGGGCAAUCAAGAAAUACAAAAAUGCAAGUGAAUUUCUCAAGGUCAAAAACCAAUAUGAUCCACAGGGGCUAUUUUCCAGCAGUUGGACGGAUCAAAUUCUUGGAUUAAAUGGUGCAGUAGUGAGUAUUGAUAAAGAGGGGUGUGCUUUGGAAGGCUUAUGUGUAUGCUCUCAGGACAUUCAUUGUGCCCCUAAGAAGAACUAUUUUUGUCGUCCGGGCAAAGUUUAUCGGGACGCAAGAGUUUGUACUAAGGUUGAUGCCAAAUAA
Messenger RNA from Fraxinus pennsylvanica, 1758 nucleotides. The record is from the annotation of a GenBank genome assembly. Lineage: Eukaryota; Viridiplantae; Streptophyta; Magnoliopsida; Lamiales; Oleaceae.